ACUGAACAUCUUAAGCUCUCAAUUUGCCCAAAAACAAAUUUUCAAUUCAACUUCAAACUCAGUUUAUUCUCCCUUGAUGUUGGUCAUGCAAGAAAGUGGAUGGGACUACACAGGCAUUCAUGGCCAUCACAGUGAAUUUGAGCCGCCUCAAGGAAACCAUUUCACUGAGCUGCAUCCCAGCACAUACCGCUACGGAGACGUGGAGUCCUUCCAUCCAGCCGUAGAUUCCCCAGGGAUGGGGACACUUUUACCUGUCGUUCCUCCACAGUAUACUUUUGUCCCCCAUACACUGUACCAGCGGUCCCCGGUCCCCCACUGCAGUACUGAUGAUGAGGACCCUGGGGGACGCAGUCCACCCUUUGAGGUGUCCGAGGGUGAGGACGACAACAACAGACAUCCAGGCAUCUCCAGCACUCUAUCAGGAAACAAACGGAAAGUGCGUCUCUAUCAGUUCCUCCUGGACCUCCUGCAGGACGGAGACAUGCGGGACUGCAUCUGGUGGGUGGACCGAGAGCGAGGCAUCUUUCAGUUCUCCUCCAAACACAAGGAGACACUCGCCAGCCGCUGGGGCCAGCAGAAGGGCAACCGCAAGAGAAUGACCUACCAGAAGAUGGCCAGGGCCCUGCGCAACUAUGGCAAGACCGGCGAGGUCAAAAAGGUUAAGAAGAAGCUCACGUACCAGUUCAGUAGCGAGGUGCUGAGGAGGACAACUACGGAUAGGAGGCAGUAUCAUCACUGAAACUCUGGACACAAAACAUUUCCUUUAGAUCCAGUGUCUCUUACCCAAAAUAUUCUCAGAUUCUCUCCUCUGCCAUUGUUCUGCAGCAAAACAUGUAAUCUCAGGGAUAUGUAAUAUGUAUUGGCAAUAUAGGGAUAUAAAAUAUUUGAGUAGCUGACAAAUGGACAUGGACAAUAGACAUUUUUAAGGUCAACGUGUAUGUAUUUUUAAAAGAGUACAUGCUUUCAUGUUUUGAUGCUGUAACUGGUUUGUUUUUUCCCCCCACUUUUAAAUCGUCUUGAUUUCACUAUUGUUACAUUUCAAUUGUCCAGUGGUGUGACAAAUGAAUUUCAAAAGGUGUAAUAUUUCAUGUAGUCUCUUAGUUAAUAUGGUUAUGAAAACUGCAUGCACAAUAAUAAUACAAUUUUAAUAAUAUAAUUCUAAUAAUAAUGUUACACUUAUAAUAACAACAUGUUACACUUCAGGACGUUUAAAUGCAUUCAGCUAUUUUGACACAUUUUGACUUCCAUAUGCUUCAUCCACACAAAUUAGCAAAGCUUUAACUUAUUUUAUGCUUAGUAAUGCUAAAAAUCUGUCUUUAUAUUAUGCAGAGGCAUCACAUCUCUGAAUAAAUGAACCUGGAAGUCCUUCUUGAAACUUAUUUACUUCCUGUUGGGUUCCUAUAGCAACAAAGAUCCUUAAGAGAUUCAAGACUUAAAAAAUUGAUUUUU
Messenger RNA from Sinocyclocheilus grahami, 1449 nucleotides. It is a transcript of the gene spi1a, whose product is annotated as Spi-1 proto-oncogene a. Gene Ontology annotation, molecular function: DNA-binding transcription factor activity, RNA polymerase II-specific; sequence-specific DNA binding. Gene Ontology annotation, biological process: regulation of transcription by RNA polymerase II; cell differentiation. Lineage: Eukaryota; Metazoa; Chordata; Actinopteri; Cypriniformes; Cyprinidae. The record is from RefSeq and is a predicted model, not a curated record. Gene Ontology annotation, cellular component: nucleus. The coding region runs from base 77 to 739 and encodes 220 amino acids. The transcript has 3 exons.